AGCCGUUUGCGUGCGAGUUCUUCAAGCUGUGCUGGCACGAGGUCUUGGCCCAUGAGGACAAGUGGUCCAAGAACUCGAUCGACGAGAACCUUUUGAUCAUGGAGUGGUACCUCGACGACGUCGCGUCCCUCGACACGGAGAACCACUGGCUCGGCCACCGACUGCCGCCGGCGCUCGUCUCGGUCGUCGACAGUUUUCUUUACCACCGCUGCCGCGGCACGUACACGCUGCUCACUUUGCGCAAUGACGAUGUCGUCUGGCAGCUCGAGCACGUCCCGCUCUGUUUGCUCCAAGCGCUCGAGGUCCAGCCUGCGAUAGCCCAACGGCCGUACAUGGAUGCACUCGUGCACCUCAUCGACCGACACGACAUGGACGACCUCUUUGAGUGGGACGAUGCGCUGAGUGUGACGGGCGGCUACAGUCUCCUCAUCUGCAUGAAUCGCCUUGGCCGCUGCGACGAGACCUUCUUGGCCAAGAUGCGGAUUCUGUGCUCGUUCCGCACCAUCAUGGCCAUUUCGCAGCUCGUCACCCAGGAGCCGGUGACACCAUUGACGGCCGAGAUCCUAACGAGCUUUCUCGUCGAUGACGCGACCAACGUCAUCGACGAAGCGCUCGACAACAACGUCAUCGUGCGACUUGUCAUCGCCACGAUCGACGCGCUCGUCGUGCUUGCCCCCGAGAAAGUCCCGGAUUUCAUGACGCACUGGGUGUGCACCGUCAACUCGCUGGACGCCAACCGGCGCAAACUCUACCCAAUCGUUCGGGCGUUGGCGCAAAAGUUCGCCCUAGUACCGCUCUAUGCGAAGAUGACAGUGCUCCUGGCGACGCUCUGUCGAACGGUCUUUACUGCCUCCGGGAUCCGCCCCGAGCUGCUCCCAACUGUCGUCGCCGACUUUGUCUUGGGCGAUGUGCCUCUGGACCCGACGCACUGCAGCCAGUGCAUGGACGCUGCCAUCUUCUUGAAAAAUGGGGUUGCGAUUCAAUUCCAACGAAACACUCGGAUCUGCGCCGACAUUCGAGCGCUGGCCAACGCACAUGCGGAUCGACUCACGCUCCAAUGCAGCGACUGGUCGGACGCGUACGAGCUCCGGAAAGUUCCUGGCCAAGCGACCGAAGCCGAGCGGAUCCAGUACAUUCGAGCGCACGGCGACCAAGCACACGACAUCACGUGCGUUGCGACGCUCGACACACUGCUCGCAGCGUUGACGGCGAGGGAACGUGGGGACCAAACGUGUACGUCCCGACCUCACAAGCGCCGCCGUAGUGACGGUGCUUAGCGUGGUCUCGCAACGAGCAUGGGGUGGCAUCCACCGCGACUUGGAUUCGACGUACAGGAUUGAAACUCGAUGUACAUCGACUUGAAACAUAUUGAACUCAAC
This is a messenger RNA of Saprolegnia parasitica CBS 223.65, 1379 nucleotides long. RefSeq lists its product as hypothetical. Bases 99 to 1277 code for a protein of 392 amino acids. The transcript has a single exon. The record is from RefSeq and is a predicted model, not a curated record. NCBI's taxonomy places the organism in Eukaryota, Oomycota, Saprolegniomycetes, Saprolegniales, Saprolegniaceae.